This is a messenger RNA of Penicillium riverlandense, 648 nucleotides long. RefSeq lists its product as uncharacterized. The record is from RefSeq and is a predicted model, not a curated record. Gene Ontology annotation, cellular component: nucleus. NCBI's taxonomy places the organism in Eukaryota, Fungi, Ascomycota, Eurotiomycetes, Eurotiales, Aspergillaceae. The transcript has 2 exons. The coding region runs from base 1 to 648 and encodes 215 amino acids.
AUGCUCUGGCUAACUCCGCCUAGGCUGAAAUGCUGUCGCACACACCCGUGUAGCAAUUGCAAGAAGCGUGGCGAGGCGGCUUCAUGUACUUAUAUCGGCCGCGGCCCCCGCGGCAAGGCCCAGCAGGGUCGAUCCAGCCCGAGCUUAGUCCAGGACCGGUUGCAGCAUCUGGAGAACCUGGUAAUGUCGCUGGCGCAGAAGAACAACAGAUCGGAUGAGCCGGAAGAUAUCAACUUUAAUGCACCGCUCAAAGAUGAUCCCGGCGAAUAUGCCACGCCGUCUCCGAGUACCGAUCGGGAGACCAAGUCACCACCGCUCGAUGCGCCGGGUAAACUGGUGGUGAAGAAUGAGGAGAUCAGUUAUAUUGACAGUGCUCAUUGGCGCGCCAUUCUGGAAGAGAUCAACGGCGUCAAGGAGUUUCUUGAUGAGAAUGGAGUUCACUCCGACGAUGAAGGGGUCGAGUAUGAUCCGUACGAUGACUCGUCGCCCGCUCUGCUACUGGGCAUCGGCCGGCCGGUGAGCAAAGAGGAAUUAUUGAUUGAUAUUCCCGCGCAGUCGGUCGCUGAUCGGCUAGUCUCUCGAUUUCUCAAGACAUCGGAGCCAUCGCUAGGUGCGUUUGAACCAUCAUCACACAUUUUCAUUCCUUAA